GUAUUUGAAGGUCAAGUGGAAAUUUUGUUUCCUUGCAAGGUAUAUAUAUAAGCCAGGCAAAGUGAGAACUAGUCAGUCAUACUCAUCUUGCUUUGUACUUUUGGUGGAGGAUUGCUUUUAGAACUUGGUAGGAACGAACAGAAAAAGGACUAUCUUUGAUACCUAAUAUAGCAGGUUCUCACUUGCUUUCCCACAAAUUGAGUUUCUUGGUGUCUGAAAACCGAUGGGUUUGGCCUACAAUAUCAGUGCGACUUCCAAAGGUGGAGGGGUGACAUUGAGAACAGACAGCUUUAAGAAAACCGAUUCAGAAACCAGGACCCGAUCAAAUGGCUGUAACAAGAAGAAAACUAAUAAUUUAAGCCGCUUGAGCGAUUGCAAACCGGAAAAUGUUGUGCUUGAAAAGGUUCUUUCAUUCAAGGAUCUAGUUCAACACCAGGACAACAUAGAUUCAAAUGGUCUUAAUUUCAAUGUAUUGAAACACAAACCAAUUCCCACACUUUCUCUGCCUCAAACAACGGUGUUUUCCUCGCCUAGACCCGUAAGUGAGCUUGAUGCUGCUGCGGUUAAGCUCCAAAAGGUCUACAAGAGUUACCGGACCCGAAGAAACCUUGCAGAUUGUGCAGUGGUGGUGGAGGAGUUAUGGUGGAAAGCAUUGGACUUUGCGGUUCUGAAGCGGAGUUCUGUGUCAUUCUUCAAUGUUGAGAAACAAGAAACUGCUGUUUCAAGGUGGGCAAGGGCAGGAACUAGAGCAGCCAAGGUGGGAAAGGGAUUGUCCAAGGAUGAGAAGGCUCAAAAACUAGCCCAGCAACACUGGCUUGAAGCUAUUGACCCACGCCAUCGGUAUGGACACAAUCUCCAGUUGUACUAUGAUAUCUGGUAUGCAAGCGAGAGCACUCAGCCUUUCUUCUUUUGGUUGGAUGUUGGAGAUGGCAAAGAAAUAAAUAUCAACAAAUGUGCCAGGAAUGUUAUGCAACGCCAAUGCAUCAAGUAUCUUGGACCUAAAGAAAGGGAAGCAUAUGAAGUAAUAGUUGAAAAUGGGAAGCUUCUAUAUAGACAGAGUGGACUUCUUCUGGAAACCGUGGAAGGCUCCAAGUGGAUAUUCGUUCUCAGCACAACAAGAGCUUUGUAUGUGGGUCAGAAGAAGAAAGGCACGUUUCAACAUUCAAGCUUCCUCGCCGGGGGUGCCACAACAGCAGCCGGAAGAUUAGUCGCCCACGAUGGGGUACUUGAGGCUAUUUGGCCAUAUAGUGGUCACUAUCUCCCUACAGAAGAGAACUUCAGAGAAUUCAUUAGCUUCCUUGAAGAGAACCAUGUUGACCUUACAAAUGUGAAGAGGUGUGCCAUUGAUGAUGACAGACUCUCAUAUACGGUCACUGGUGUAGAGUCAAACCCAGAACCAAUUAUGGGUUAUGCUAAAUCGGAGAUCACAAUCACAACUGCUCAUCGACCAGAAAAUAAGAACGCUAAUGAUGCUAAUGCAUUAGGCUCACAGCCAGUGUUUUGCUCGCCCAAGCCCUCACCUAGCAAGUGGGCUACAGGGGCUGGACCUCGCAUUGGGUGCGUCCGGGAUUACCCUACAGAUCUACAAUUCAAAGCAUUGGAACAAGUUAACCUAUCGCCAAAGGUGCCUUCUGGGCCGUUUUGUAACUACGGCCCAAUUCCCUCUCCACGGCCCAGCCCAAAGAUGAGGUUGUCCCCUAUUGCAUGCAUGAGUCCCAGGACCCGUAUUCAUGCAGCCAACUAAGCCAAUUCACCAAAGGUGAAUAAAAGGACAAGAGUAAGGUUAGAUUCAGUUGUAGGGCGUAUAACUUUCACGCACUCCUUUUGAAAAAAUAAAAAAAAAUUGAGACUCAUGAAAAAAAUUUGAUUUUUAAUGGCGGAUCUCACUUUUUUUAAAAAAGUGUGCAUAACUUAUACGUCUAUGACUAUAUCUAAAAUUACUCAAAGAUAAUCAAGCAGGGAUAUUAACAUUUGUGGCUCCCAAAGAGAACUUCUAGUGCUAACAAUUCAAGCAAAUGAGGAUACUAAGCGGCCACCUCUUUUUUUUUUUUUUUGUCUCUUGAUUCUUAAUGUAUAAUUU
Molecule: messenger RNA, 2080 nt
Organism: Juglans regia (Persian walnut)
Lineage: Eukaryota; Viridiplantae; Streptophyta; Magnoliopsida; Fagales; Juglandaceae
Product: IQ domain-containing protein IQM1-like
Exons: 9
Coding region: 224-1744 (506 amino acids)
Source: RefSeq, a predicted model, not a curated record